AUGAAAGGGACGUUAGGGGGCAGGUACGGCGUAGGGAAGAUCCUGCACCUCCUGCAGGAAAAGCAUGGCUGGCUCGCAAGCGAUGCGCACGUCUUCUUCCUCGCUGGGAAUUGGCAGGACGAUGUGCGAAGAUGGGUUACCCGACAUCAGCAAAGACGCAAACAUGGAGGACGGCC
Messenger RNA from Trypanosoma cruzi, 176 nucleotides. RefSeq lists its product as uncharacterized. The transcript has a single exon. Lineage: Eukaryota; Euglenozoa; Kinetoplastea; Trypanosomatida; Trypanosomatidae. The annotation marks the transcript as partial. The record is from RefSeq and is a predicted model, not a curated record.